CGACGAAGCAGUUGUAAACGUCAACUUAGCACUGACUUGUGUGAAAGAGAAGCAAAGUUGACAGCAUUAAUCAGGAACUGAGCCAAAAUUAACGCAAAAAUGGAUCGACUAAUCGAACAACUACAGCUGGCAAUCGCAGCUCAGGCGCAAGUUCAGAAUGUGCAACCACAUCCUCAUGAGGCAACCGCGUUGCAACUGUACGCGGCAGCAGCGGUCGUCAACAUGCGAGUGCCCGGCUGGUCGGCCUUACUCGGCCUGUCGUCCCUGGAUGCCCCAAAUGCCGCGGAAGAUGGAAUGGAAGAUGGCCCCAGCUCCGCAACCUCCAUCUAUAUGCUCCGCCAGAUGGCGCUGAUGCAGCAAGCAAACGCAGCAGCCGCAGCAGUAGCAAUCCAGCAGCAAAGGGAUCUCCAUCGGGAACUGGACAGGGAUCCGGCUGGGCAGCCCAGUGAAGUGGAAUCACUGCCGUCCAUUGAACGUCCUGAGAGGAAGCUAGCAGGCCAGCAUCCGCAGAACAUCCGCGCGGAUCCGCAAUGCGAUAAGAAGGCCAAGUCCAAUCUGGAGCAGGAUGAGGAUGCGGAGUCCUCGAAGCGGAAGCGCUGCAGGACCAACUUCAAUUCCUGGCAACUGGAGGAGCUGGAGAAAGCCUUUCAGGGAAGUCACUAUCCUGACAUGUUCAUGCGCGAGUCCUUGGCCACGAAACUCGAUCUGAAGGAGGGUCGCAUAGCGGUCUGGUUCCAGAAUCGUCGUGCCAAGUGGCGCAAACAGGAUCAUACCAAGAAAGGUCCUGGCAGACCGGCGCACACUUCCCAGCCCCAGAGCUGCAGUGGUGCCCCCAUUCCGCCGAGUGAGUUGCGAGCCAGGGAACGAGCUCAGCGCAGCAAGCGGAUGAAGAAGGCCAUCGAUCGGCAGGCGAGGAAGCUGCGGCUCAAGGGAAUCCAGGUGAACUAUGCCCGCCUGAAGGCCGAUUACCUAGCUACCCACCAGGAGCACUGGGCGGAGGAGGAGCACGAUGAGGAGGAUGAGGUGGAUGACGAUCCGCCCAUCGAUGUGGUGGCGGUGUGCGGUGGGCAGGAGGACAAUACUGGCGACAGUCAGGACAACUCCUUCUGCUCCUCCAGGACGUACCAGAAGAGCACCAGCAGCGAACUGGAUGCCGACGACAUGGGCGUUCAGAUAAAACUGGAGCCACCAUCACCACCACAACAGAAUAAGACCGUCUACAGCUCGCCCUUCAGCAUCGAAUCCAUAUUGGGAUCUUAGUGAAUAUCGGGUGUUGCACUAUGAUUCCAUAAGUCUACUAUGAUUUCGGUGGUUAGCUAGGAACUAUAGCGAAAAUAAACUGUAAACCCAAAGCAA
This is a messenger RNA of Drosophila santomea, 1356 nucleotides long. RefSeq names its product homeobox protein unc-4 (gene OdsH). Gene Ontology annotation, biological process: regulation of DNA-templated transcription. Lineage: Eukaryota; Metazoa; Arthropoda; Insecta; Diptera; Drosophilidae. The record is from RefSeq and is a predicted model, not a curated record. Bases 100 to 1260 code for a protein of 386 amino acids. The transcript has 4 exons. Gene Ontology annotation, molecular function: DNA-binding transcription factor activity, RNA polymerase II-specific; sequence-specific double-stranded DNA binding.